AUGAUUAGCAAUCCCGAGCCCCACCGCAAUCGGGCGGGCGGAGCGCGACCGCCGCAUACUCCGCCGCGCGCUCCGAGCUCAAUCCCCCGCGCACCCAGCCCCGAGCUCAAUCCCCCGCGCGCGGCCCCGAGACUUAAUAUUCGUUCACCCGUCGAUUCCGCCUCUGAUCCCCUCCCUCCUUCUGUUGCGGAGACUCCUGCUUCUGCGGCGGAGGCCAAGCAGGAGUCGGUGUUGGAGACGGAGGAAACUAAGCAGGCGGUGGCAGCAGCAGCAGCAGCGGCAGGAGGUGUGCAGGCCAUGGCGGUCACCGUAGUGCGGGACGUUGAGACGGGUCUGGACACGAGUACCAACGACCGGGACGGCGACAAGCCUUCCUGGUUCACACCUAAGAGCUGCUCGGGAUUAACUUGAGCUUCUGGCGAUGCUCAAGUGCGGUGGGAUCUGAGCAGACCAGCGAAGGUAGCAGUUUAGUAGUUCGAACUGGAGCAACAAAUCAUUUGGUGCGGUGUGUUUCAUUAGUUAAUUUGGAGCUUGCUUGUCGCUCUGGUUGUUCCAUUUGUGACUCGGAGUUCUCGAAUUUCUACGUUUCUCCUCGUUUGCUCGCUUUCGUGGUAUGGAAUUGCGUUUUCAAUUCAGUGUUCGCUCGAUGCACUUUUUUUUAUUAGGCAACUGCUGUGCUGGCAACCCUUUUCAGCGAGAUAGCUAGAUUGGUUAAAUUUAGUUUACUGUGCAUUGCAAUUGGAAGGGACCUUUUUCAGUUGAGGUCAAUUGUAGGCUGUAGCUUCUAUUGCCUGUAUAUUCUGCUGAGACAGGGCGACUGUUGGAUCCCAAUAUUAUCGAGAUGGAAGCUGGAGAAUUGGUUAUUUGGUUUCCCACAUGUCCUCCGGUCAUAUGAGCAUCUGAUAUGAAAGUUUGGUUCUGUUCUGUUGUAUGGUUACUGCCUCUGAGUUGAUUAUUUAGUAUUGUAAUCGUAUUCUCAGGAUGCUGUUGAAUUUUAUUCAUGUUUUCAAGCUCAUCUUUUCUCAUUUUUUUUCUGUUGGGUUUCAACUGUAGCCUCACAUGACUUAUUGCCACAAUCAACUGUUAUGUAGUCUUUAGUACGAAUUCUUCUAGGAUUUUUGAACAAGGCCCGCCCUAUUUUGGGGCCAUGGGCAGCAACACUGGUGGUGCCAGUGGUGGCUUCUACCAGCCCUUCAACAGCAACUUAGCUGGUGCAGGGGCUAGCACUGGCAUCCAAAACUUUCCAGGUGUACGGCUGCGAGGUCUCCCUUUUGAUUGCAAUGACAUUGAUAUCUGCAAGUUCUUUGUGGGACUGGACAUAGUGGACUGCCUCCUGGUUAACAAGAAUGGUCGCUUCACUGGUGAGGCUUUUGUGGUCUUCCCAACAGCUAUGCAAACAGAAUCUGGUCUGCAUCAUAACAGGCAGAACAUGGGCCGGAGGUAUGUUGAGGUGUUCAGAUGUAAGAAGUUGGAGUACUACCGUGCAAUAGCCAACGAGGUGAGCCAGGGUGGUUACUUUGAGUCGGAGUAUCGCCGCUCCUCACCUCCUCUGAGGCCCCCUAAGAAGCCUGCUGAAGACAAGGGCAGCAUGGAGUACACUGAGGUGCUGAAGCUCCAUGGGCUUCCCUACUCUGCGACCACUGAGGACAUCAUCAAGUUCUUCCUGGAGUAUGAGCUGACAGAGGAGAAUGUGCAUAUUGCGAUCAGCUCAGAUGGGAAAGCUACCAGUGAAGCCUUUGUUGAGUUCCCAACAGCUGAAGUUGCCAAGACGGCGAUGUGCAAGGAUAAGAUGACUAUCGGGACGAGGUAUGUGGAGUUGUUCCCGUCUACCCCAGAGGAGGCGAGCAGGGCGAGAACUCGAGGCAAGCAUUGAAGAAACGAAUGGCUUGGCUGAAUGAUCUCUGGUUGCAUGUGGCUGCAAUCGACUAUAGUUUUCACUUGGCAUGCUUAUCUGUAUCGCUUUUAGAUUGUGUUAGUUGUGUGUAUUUGACUUCUUAUAUGCGAACUGAACUGUAACAACUUUCCUUUGUUGGCCGGCCGCACAUGUACGACAUAAUCAUUUAUGGAUUUUGCUACGUUUGAGUUCA
This is a messenger RNA of Zea mays, 2087 nucleotides long. RefSeq names its product G-rich sequence factor 1. Lineage: Eukaryota; Viridiplantae; Streptophyta; Magnoliopsida; Poales; Poaceae. The record is from RefSeq and is a predicted model, not a curated record. The transcript is spliced from 2 exons. Gene Ontology annotation, molecular function: RNA binding. The coding region runs from base 1148 to 1873 and encodes 241 amino acids.